GCAAUAAAAGGCAACAGCGUAUUUUCCGGCAACUCGAAAGACGUGCGAGAAGUAGGUAGUGUGUGCUAAACGCCAAUUUAUAAAAAAAAUUGACGCAAUGACUGAUCAAAAAUUACCGCCCCCGGUAAUGUGGGCUCAAAACGCAAACGUAAUAUUCUUAACAAUAAAUUUGGAGGACGUCAGAGACCCGGAUAUUAAAUUUACGAAAGACACAGUUUAUUUCCAUGGUACGGGCGGUCUUGAAAAGAAAGAAUAUGAAGUGACUAUCAACCUCUACAAUGAAAUAGAUCCUGAUAAAAGUAAAAGUUUCAAUCGUGAGCGGUGCAUUGAAAUGAUUUUGACCAAAGCCGGUAAUAAAAAACCAUACUGGCCCGCCCUCACACAAGACAAAAAGAAGUACCAUUGGUUGAAAUGUGACUUUAACAAGUGGCAUGACGAAGAUGAUUCGGGAGAUGAAGGCCUCGGUGGUAUGGGAGGUGGUGGCGAUUUUGAAGAGAUGAUGAGACAGAUGGGUGGACUUGAUGGAGGCGGCGGGAAGCCAAAUUUUGAUGACUUGGAUGGCGAUGAGGGUGGAGAUUCGGAUGAUGAACCAAUUCCCGACUUAGAAUAGUUGUUAUAGAACAAGAUAAUGUACGAUUUUGUAUACUUUUUCUCCACUUAUGUUAAGUUAUUUAAAUAAAAAUAAUAAAAUGA
Messenger RNA from Cylas formicarius (sweet potato weevil), 693 nucleotides. It is a transcript of the gene p23, whose product is annotated as prostaglandin E synthase 3. Gene Ontology annotation, biological process: protein folding; chaperone-mediated protein complex assembly. Lineage: Eukaryota; Metazoa; Arthropoda; Insecta; Coleoptera; Brentidae. The record is from RefSeq and is a predicted model, not a curated record. Bases 98 to 610 code for a protein of 170 amino acids. The transcript is spliced from 3 exons. Gene Ontology annotation, molecular function: protein-folding chaperone binding; Hsp90 protein binding. Gene Ontology annotation, cellular component: cytosol; nucleus.